Molecule: messenger RNA, 9662 nt
Organism: Scleropages formosus (Asian bonytongue)
Lineage: Eukaryota; Metazoa; Chordata; Actinopteri; Osteoglossiformes; Osteoglossidae
Product: proline-rich protein 12-like
Exons: 15
Coding region: 1153-8493 (2446 amino acids)
Source: RefSeq, a predicted model, not a curated record
UGUGUGUGAGAGAGAUUUCAUCUGAUGCAUGUCUUGGGCUCCCCUCCCCCCCUUUCCUCGCUCCUCUUUUUGUGGAAUACUGCCCUGAAAUGUAUUCUGGGAAUGGCUUUCACUCGUGAGGAGGAGGAGAGGCAGACUGUGUGUGUGUGUGUGUAUGUGUGUGGUAGAGACGCGCCGAGGGGAGGGGGGGUAGAGCGAGCGAGCGAACGAGCGAGCGAGCCAGCAGCGUUCAAAAAUGGCGUCUUCGGAACAAAAUGACUGAGACAGACCGCGCACGGAGGCCUGUACUGAAAGCGCGCGCCCGCACUCACGCUCGGAUCGCAUCCUCGCCGCGAGACGUACCGCCCGCGUGCCUCGGCUGCGAGGGCAGGAAACGGGCGGGCGGAGGGCUGAGGCAGAAGCGCCGACACGCGCGCGUCUGACUGAUGCGUCGACACGGCUAACUGGCUAAUUGCUGCGCUAGCCGCCACAAAACCUUCCUUUUUUUUUUUUUUUUUUUGUUUUUUUAAAUUAAAUAAGAGGGGGGAGCGUGCGCUGCGCUUGCCCGGUCAUGCUUUUCGGAGGAGAAAAUGACGCCUGUUCGCCGAAGCUGAGAAGCACAACGAGCGCGAAAGAACGGAGAGUAUAGAAUCAGACGGUGGGGAGGCGGAGAGCGCGCAGGGGGACGGAGCGGUGCUCGUGUGGCUGCGGCGGCGGCAGCAGCAGCAACAACGCUGUGCCCCUCCGCGCCGUCUUCUAGUCACUGUAGCUAGCAUGCUAACGGCGAGCGGCUCUACGGGGCUUUCUGCUCAGAGACAAUAGAUAGUGAAAGAAACACGGGAGAGGGGAGGGGAAGAAGAACGCCGAUCUUUUUUUCUCCUUUUUUUUGGUUGUUGGUGCGACCCCCCUGCACAUCCCCCUCCUCCCCUCUUCCUCCCCUCUUCCUCUCCUCCUCCUCCUUCUCCUCCGCUCCAUUUCUCUCCCUUCUCUCUAUGCCGUUUCCCAUUCUUGAAGACUUGCCUGCGAGACGAAAAGAAAUAAACAGACAUUGAAAAUCGGAAAUACAACCCGAGACCUCGUUUCUGUGUCAAAGUUAAAGACUUUUUUUUUGUAUUAUAUUUCCUCCCCCUCACGAACUCACUGUUUGCCCAUCUUGAGCCGCCACAUAUUUUCAUGGAUAGGAAUUACCCAGGUGCCGGAUUCGGUGAUCUGGGCGCAGGGACGGGAUGGAGUUACGAGAGGUCGGCGAAGGCAAGUCUGGUUUAUGGGAGCUCCAGAUCGUCCCACCCAGACUCCGAGCUUCUCCAUCGCCAAGCCUACGCUACGCCCCACCCCUUGCAGGGCUAUGCAACCAAUCACCACCCAGCUAGUUCUGGGCAGGGCGGAGCCUGGGGGGCAGCUGGACGCAGUUUGGGUCUGUCGGGGCUGUUUGACACCGGCCUGCACCAUGCCAGCCCCUCUGGUCCAGAUGCUUCUGUUAUGAACCUGAUUUCGGCUCUGGAGUCCAGGGGUCCUCAGCCCCCACCGUCGGCAUCCUCCCUCCUCUCCCAGUUCCGCACGUCAUCAUGGCAGACAGCCAUGCACACCCCAGCCCCAGCUGAGCUCUUCAUCUCCGGUGCCCUGCCUGGCUCUGGCACCUUCCCCUCGUCCUCUGCCCUCUCAGCCUACCAGCACCCUGCCUCGUUCUCCGGACGCUCCUUCCCUGGGGUUACCCCAUCACUGUCUCUCCAGGACACGCCCACAUUCAGCCCCACCUCCAAUGGCCUCCUGUCUCCUCACGACCCCUUGCUGCACAUUAAGCCCCCUUCUCAGUCCAGUCUGGGCUUUGACCGCCUGCUGUCCUCUCAGGGGGCAGCAUACAGGGGAGGCCAAGACCCCACAGGCCCACCACCACCUCAAGCGUCUUCUACCUCCUCUUCACGCCACCUGCCCCCUCACCAGUUCAAUCUCCUGUCCUCCCAACUGCAAGACCAGUCCUCCCAGCUGUACAACGCCUCCGUGUUCUCAUCGGCUCCAGCGCCCCCACAACCGGCACCACAGGAACGUGCCAUUCCCAGGCAGGACAGUGUCAUCAAGCACUACCAGCGGCCCUCUCCUUCCCAGUCGCAGCUGCCCUCCUCAGCGGCCCACUCCCUGCAGCACUAUCUAAGCUGUGGAGCAACGGGGUAUCAGCAGAUAGCCCACCACAGGCACGCUGGGGUCUCCUGCAGUCCUUUGGGAGAUCAGAGCCCCUCGUCCGACCCCAAACCUUCCCCAAGGGCGGACCAAGGAUAUCGUCCCAUCAUCCAGCCCCCUUACACCUCGUCCUCAUCAUCGUCCUCGGGGGGCGCUGGCAAGGGGGCAAAGAGCAGCUCUAGUAGCGGCUAUUCUUCCUCGGGUUCAGGUUCUUCCUCCCGUACCCCUCACACGCCACCCUCUGCGUCCUCAACCUCAUCAUCAUCCUCGUCAUCAUCCUCUGCGUCGGGAGCCCACCCGCCAAACUCGAAUCCCACCUCCAGCUCCACUGCUGCCCCCUCUAGGCAGCAGCCCCCACCCCAGGCUGCCCCUCCUCCUCCUCCUUUGCCCCCUCCCACCUCUUCUGCCUCUGCCCAGCAGCCUCCUCCCAAGCCAUGUCUCUCGGGCUACGGCUCCCCCGUUGCCCCGGUGAAGCCAUCCUCAGCCCUCCCUGGGCAAACUCCCCCCCAGCAGCAAGCCCAGUCUUACUCACCCAGCCAGCCACCGCCCUCGCACCUUGCCCAGCCAUACGGGGGCUUCAGUUCCCCCCAAGCACAGGAUCUGAGCUCAGGAGGGGGAGCUGGCCAAGGGAAAAGCUAUGGGAGCUUCUCUGCGGAAGUGGUCUAUGGGGCAGAUUCGGGCUACGGGUCUCUGCCAGCCUCUCUGGGUGGGGCUGGAAGCCCCUCUCUUGGCUAUGGUGGCCCAGGGCAUUCACCCGCUCUAUUGGCUUCAGGUGGAGGUGGCAGCUCAGCAGGCGGCAGUGCGGGGUCUGGAGCAGGCAGCAGCACUGGCGGUGGUGGUAGCGCUGGUUCUGGAGGAGGUGGCAGCAGUGUUGGGAGCGGAGGAGGAGGAAGCUCUUAUCAUCUGCCGGAUUCCAGCCCCUCCCCAUCAGGCAAUUCUGGAAUAAUUCGCCCGGGGCUACACUCCCCCGCGCCGACGCGCCGAGCCCAGUCUCCUGCAGGAGCUGGGAGCAACAAGUACCUUUCCUCUGUCCUGUCCCCGGCUUUCCUGUCCUCACCCCAAGGUUACCCUGACAGCCGAGGAGCACCAGCCCCGUCCUACCACCCGACGCCUCCAAAAUCGAAGACAGACUCAGACCUUCUCGGGGUUGAGCGAACCCAGGGUGACGAGGAGGAUGACGACGAUGACUUUCUAAUCCAGCACCUCUUGCAAGCCCAGAGCCCGGCACCACACCCCCCACAGCACCACCCGCCACAACCCCCUCAGCCGCCCCAGUCUCAGCCCCAGACACAACAAGUACCGCAGACCCAGGAUGGCGGUAAAGGGUUGGGAUAUGAGCUUAGCAAGAGCUCUGAAGAGAGGUACCACUUACAGAGUGUCAUCCGCACCAAUAGCGCCACUUCCAGUGUGGCGGUUACUAUGGGUGGUGCAGUUGGGCCUGGAGCUGGCGUGGGAGCAAACCUGGACAGCCAGAUGGACAUGUCCCUGAAGAAGCAGCCGCAGCCUCCAAAAAAUGAGAGACCUGGAGCAGCAGGGGGUGCUGGGGCCAGGAGGGGUGCUGAACAGGCGCAUUCCCACCCGCAUCCUCACGCGCACCCUCACCAUCACGACUCCAUGGGCUCUGUAGUGCACUACGGCCGGGGAGACCCCUACUCCCAGCACCCCCUACCCCAGCACCCGUCUCACCCGCACCAUUCCCUGUCGCAGCCUCACUCCCAUCCGCACAUGGAGCUCCCGAAAAAAUCCCAGGACCCAUCUGAGCUGCCCUACCUACGCAAGACCCCUGAUCUGCAGCCGCCACAGGCGCCGCCACCGCAGCCUCAAGCUCCUCUCUCUUUGCUGGAGUCACCUACAGAACCCCCCCGGGCACCUCAGCAAGCUCACCUGCUGCAGUCAGUACUGUCCCAUACGACUCGCAGCAAGAUGGACUCGCAGGCCCCACAGCACUCGAUGAGUCAGCAAGCUAUGCUGGGGGCAGCAGCUGGUGUGGGGAGGGCAGCGCCGGACUCACAAACACAGUCCUCUCAGCUACAGCUUCAGCUCCAGUCCCAAGCAAUGGAGGCCCACUAUGGGCGCAGUUCCCAGCAGGACCAGAACCAGUCAAGCCAGAAUUCCGUCUCUCCGCUGGAUAUGCUGGAGCACUCGCUGUCUCAGACCUCCAGCAGAGAGGUGGCGGGAGCUACGGACAGGGCAGGCGGUGCAGGGAGUCGUGGCGACCGGCACAGGCAGCAGCAGCAGCAACAGCAGCAGCAGCACAGGCUCCCGCCCCAUCACCAGUCUCACCACGCACCACACCCUGCUCCAGAGCUGCACGACUUCCUGUCCGAACCUGACCUGGGCUUGUCAGCCCCUUCCCACAUGCACCACAUGCCCUCGCAUCACCCCCACCCACAUCCCCACUCUCACCACCAGCACCCGCACCCACACCAACCGCACCCCCACCAGCACCCCCAUCCUCACCCUCACCACAUGGCCCCGCCUCCGAACUCUGUGCCCCCUCAGCAGCCGCAACAUCAGAGAGAGCAGGAGGCUCACCCGGCCCAGCUGUCCCAGUCACAGCUGGAGCAGCUCAAGGAGCAUCAGUUCGACACCGGCAGUCCCGUGGGGAAAGGUGGCCAGAGCCAGCAGCAGAGAUUUGUACCCCUGACGUCCAUCUGCUUCCCUGACUCCCUCCUGCAGGACGAGGACCGUUCCUUUUUCCCUGGUAUGGAGGACAUGUUCUGCUCGGAUGAUUACAAGUCCAGCUGCAGCGGGGGUGCUGGGUCGGGGCAGACUGGGCAAGAUGGUGUUGCUGAGGCCCGUCGGGGGCAGGAGGCUAUGGAGGCUGUCAAGACAGCUGGAGGACCUGGUGGGGGUAGUUAUGACAUGCUGGGGCAACAUGGAGACCAAGGCUACGAUCAAUACUGCCACAGCCUCUCUGAGUCGGGUGGCGGUAGCGUACACUUGGACUUAGACUCACUCAAGACGCACGAGCUUCCCUCCACGGUCAACACAGAGCAACUGGGCCUGAUACAGUCACAGGGCUCAGGCCUGGGUAUGGGUGGCACCGGCGCACCUGGUGACGCUUCGGCGAACAAGAUGCUUGGAGGGGCAGGCAUUGGAGGUGGCACCAGCACCGGUGGGCUUACGUCUCCCAUUUUUUGCUCGUCUCGCCCCAAGAAGCUACUGAAGACUAGCUCCUUCCACCUCUUGAAACAGAGGCGAGACCCCAACUCCCUGCCCAAGAAGAGCUAUGCGCAGGAGUAUGAAUUCGAGGAUGACGAAGACAAAGCAGAUGUCCCUGCCGACAUUCGACUCAACAGCCGACGGCUCCCGGACCUUCUCCCUGACCUGGUCUCCAGCUGCAGGAAAUCCGGAGGGUCCGUGGGUGGCGAGGGUGCUCUCAGCCCUCUCAUGGGCGACCUGGACUUCUGCCACGCCUCGGGUUACCCGUCCCUUGGGCCUCCUCCGCAGCUGCUGCCCCACGAUGGGCCCAAGAAGAGGGGCAGGAAGCCCACCAAGCCGAAACGGGAGGGCCCUCCGAGACCUAGAGGCCGACCUCGUAUCCGCCCUCUUCCUGAGCCCCACCACUCUAGGGGCAUCAUGGGAGGGUUAGGACCAGGGCUUGGAGGUGAGAGCAGGAGGGGGCGAGGACGAGGGAGAGGUCGCGGUAGGAGGGACGAGGGAAUGAUGGACAUUGUCAAUAAAGGACAGAACCAGCACCAUCAGCACCUGCAGGUUCAGCAGCAGCCGCCGCCACCACCGCAGCAGCAGCUUCAUCACCCUCCGCAGGAGCAUUCGGAGCCCAUUAGACCCAUCAAGAUAAAGCUGCCCGUGCCGUCCAUGCCUCCCUCCGACGCACUCCUCAGGACCGACUCGUUGUCCGGCACCGACCCGGUUCUGUCGGACGGCUCUGUGGGAUCUGCUCCCUCGCUGGGUCUCAGUCCCGGAUCCAGCAGCGGGCUCGAGAUGAGCAGGAACGUGGAGAAGAUGAAGCCCAAAGUGCAGGAGGUGGAUGAGAAGGAACCAGAGAUGAAAUCGGGAUUCAUGGCCUCAUUUCUGGACUUUCUGAAAGCCGGCAAGAGACCCGUAGGGUCAGGGGGCCCCCUGGGACCAGCCGGAGCUCCGGGCAGCGAGAGCACUUCCCCCGGAAAGAGCGGCAUCCGCCCGUUGUCUCCACCCCCGCCCCCGCCACCUCCGGCUCCAGCAUUCGGGGAGGCAGAAGGGGACGGAGGCCUGGCACUCAGCAACUGCCCCAGUCCGUGUAAAAGGUUGGACGAGGAGCUCAAGAGGAACCUGGAGACCCUCCCGUCCUUCUCCUCAGACGAGGAAGACUCAGUCAGCAAGAACCAAGACCUGCAGAAGAGCAUCUCCUCUGCCAUCUCAGCUCUGUACGACACUCCCCAGCCCCCGCUCUCGGUUCCACCCCCGCCUACCCCUGCGCUGCCUUCCCAGCAGCCCCCUCCCCUGAGCCCUCCGCCGGCCCCACAUGUGCACCAGCCAUCUCCGGAGCCUGCGGAGCUGGAACGGGAAGAGGAGCAGGAGGAAGAGGAGAGGAAGGAAGCUGAUGACGAGAUGGAGGAGGACAGAGAGCCAGAGCUGGAGGUGUUGGGAGCGCCGAAGAUGGAAGAUUCCCCAGAAGAGCCGCCACCAGCACCAGCUCCCCCCACCCCACCAUCCCCUUCUCCAUCCCCCGCUCCUUCCUCCUCCCCAUCCCCUCCACCUCUGCCUCCCCUCUCCCUCCCCUCCCCCCUGCCUCCACAAGAAGAACAGCACCAACAGAAGUCACCGGCCCCAAGCCCGCUCCCUCCAUCGCAGCCUUCCCCAUCCCCUCCUCCUCCCACUCUCCCCCCAUCUUGUACUCCGCCCCCGCCCUCCCCUCCCCCUGCGCCUGAGCUGCCCCAGCCAUCGCCACCUUCCCCCCCUACCCCUGAAGAUGCCCCCGCACCCCAGAUCACACCCUUGCACUUGGCCAAGAAGCAGACCAAUGCCGCCAUUGCUGGGGAGAGCGAGGAGGAGGACAGCGAGAGCGGUGGUGAGGGCAUCUUUAGGGAGAGAGAUGAGUUUGUGGUGCGGACAGAAGACAUCGCCACUCUCAAGCUGGCCCUGCAGACCGGCCGAGAGCCUCCCCCCAUCUGGAGGGUGCAGAAAGCCCUCCUGCAGAAGUUCACCCCGGAGAUCAAGGACGGACAGAGGCAGUUCUGUGCCACUAGCAACUAUCUGGGGUACUUUGGCGACGCCAAGACGCGCUACCAGCGCCUCUACGUCAAGUUCCUGGAGAACGUCAACAAGAAGGACUACGUGAGAGUGUGCUCGCGGAAGCCGUGGCACAGGCCCGCACAGGCACUGAGCAGGCGUCAGUCUCUUCCCAAGCCGGCGGUGCUCCCUCGCAGCCAAACUCCUCCCCGCGUCGAGAAGGAGGAGAAAGAGAGGGAUAGGCAGAGGGAGCGGGAGCAGUGUGGGCAGAGAGAGAAGGAGCGAGAAAAAGAGCAGCGGAACAAAGAGCAGCAGGAGAAGGCCAAAGAGAGGGAGAGGGAGAAGAACCCCCCGGCGCCUCAGGUGAAGCUGGAGAAGAAGGGAGGAGCGGUGGAGCGAGGGAAAGGGAGGGAGGAGCGGCGAGGGGCUGCUGGAGCCGAGAGGAAGGUGGAGCGGCCUCCCAAAGCGCGACCGGUGAAAGUGAAAGCGGAGCCUCCGCCGAAGAAGAGGAAAAAGUGGCUGAAGGAGGUGCCCUCGUCGUCCGACUCGGAUUCGUCCGCGGACCCACCCAGCGAGGACGAGAUGCCGGUGCGAGGUGGCGUGAACAGUCGGGCCAUGAGAGAGAUGUUCCGCAGCUACGUGGAAAUGCUGGUCAGCACCGCUCUGGACCCCGACAUGAUACAGGCCCUGGAGGACACUCACGACGAGCUGUACCUGCCUCCGAUGAGGAAGAUUGACAGUAUCCUCAACGAGCAGAAGAGGCGGCUCCUGCGGAGAGUGAACAUGAGCUCUCAGCACCAGGAGGCGCUGCACGCCUUCCCUCAGAUGACUGCAGACCCCCUGGAUUCGGGGGCAGUAAGGGUGCGCCUCAGCGGGGAGGGGUACAACCGCAAAACCCUGAACAGAGUGAAGCGCAGCCUGCCGAAGCAACAGGAUUUUAAACUGUCAGCAGAAACAUGCCGGCUCUACAGUCUGUAUCACUCCCUCCAUCAUUAUAAAUACCACACCUUCCUACACUGCAAGAAAGAGACGGACAGUAUUGAGCAGGCGGCGGAGGAUCCCGGCCAGGAGGAGGUGGUGCAGCAGUGCAUGGCCAACCAGGGCUGGCUGGAGACGCUCUUCAACUCCUUCAUCGAGCUGCUCACUCUCAGUAGCAAGGCUUGAGGGAUGAGGGGAAGGAAAGGGAGCGAGAUGAGAAUAGCUACGGGGGUCCAGUGUGGGCAGCUCCAGUCCUCAGGGGGGUGCUUGAAGUUGGCACAUAGUAAAACACCCCACUCGCAUCUGCCAGGCCUCCCCCCCCCCACCCCCCUUAGUGUGAAUCAGCAGCCGAAUCUCCAUGAGCGAGGACUUCCCUGGGAUAACGGAGAUGGUGAUGGGCUUGGAGAGCACCCCCCCAUGACCGGAGUUGCCCAGACCGGCUUUUCAUCCUGGACUCCAGCCGAGUGAGGAGAGGGGCGGCUCACUGGCUCAGAAGACAAGAGGAGUGUCUUAGAGUGUGUUAAAGCGCUCUGUGUCACUGCGUGAGAAGAGCGCUCUAUAAAAAUAAAUUGAAUUGAAUCGAGAGACGGAGACGCGUGCACACAGGUUUCGGAGAGUUCCUGAGGUACCAAGUCCUACUUUGAUAGUGAUAGAACACUUUGUGUUAAUGGUUCGAUUUAUCAUAAUUUAUACUUUUUUGUGCAAGAACAUUAAAAGCAUCCGAGUUCAGAAUGCCAUGAGUAAGGAAGAAGUGAACUGUGUGAGUAUACUGUGGAAGUGUGUGAAGGAACGACAAACUGGUGAGUGUAGUAAACAAAAAACGGGAAGGGUGAGAAACAAACGUGUUAUUGCCAUUGAGCGCUGCAGCCAAUGUCCAAAAGCUGUGUUCUACAUAUAAUAAGUAAUCAUUGUUAUUUUUAUUAUUUAUACAAGGACAUUUUUAAGCACCCUCACAAGCUGGGGUAGUUUGUUAUUGCUAUUUUAAAUGACAUUUUGUCAGGGUAUAAAUAAGAUUUAUACCCUAUUUCUAUCCACGUUCCCUUGUUCUUUUCUUCUUUCUCCAUGCCAGAAGGAGCAGAGAAAGGGAUAAGAAAGAAAAUACAUGCUGUCUUUUUGUGUGUUUAAAAAAAAAAAAAAAAAAAAAACAAGAGAGGGUGAAAUGUAUUUAAAUCUAAAUAAAUGGUGUUGUUUCUGUUCAUUCUUAAAAACAAUGAAGGGAAGAGUCAAUAUGUAAUGUUUUCAGUUUUCUAAAAGAAAGUGGCAAAGAUUAUAAAAAUGUAAUAAAGGAAAAAUGUGUUAACAGUUCGUUUCUAUCUGUUGUAUGUUUAUAAUUAUCGUUUUUUUUUCCUUUUUUU